Rhinocladiella mackenziei CBS 650.93 is the source of this 372-nucleotide messenger RNA. RefSeq lists its product as uncharacterized. The coding region runs from base 1 to 372 and encodes 123 amino acids. The record is from RefSeq and is a predicted model, not a curated record. The transcript has a single exon. NCBI's taxonomy places the organism in Eukaryota, Fungi, Ascomycota, Eurotiomycetes, Chaetothyriales, Herpotrichiellaceae.
AUGCCCCUUUACGACGUCGAGCAUGUCACUCCGUUAGACUCAGGCCAACAGUCUGCUCUCGCUAAUGCCUUCACCGACCUCCACGCGACCCGCUUCAAAACGCCCCGGUGUUUCCUCAAUGUUCGUUAUACCGAGGUGAGCCGCCAGGUUGUGUUCCGAGGCGGCAAGAGAGCAACAUAUAUCCGCGUCAUAUUGCGAACUCGCGCAGGUGAACAACGCUCCGAGGAACUGUAUGACGAGCAUUGCCGCGACAUUGUGAGAAUCUGGGAAGAAAUCGUCGGAAAGGAAGGAGAGAUGGGAUUGAGGAUGGUAUGGGUGUUGGGUGCGUUGACCACUGCUGUGGAGUGUGUGGCAUUGCCAGACCCCGGGUAA